UAAAUCUGGCGGUCGCCCUGUUUUCGCUGUGCUGGAAACCCCGUGUAUUGACUGAAGGGACCCAAGAUGGCGGAAUACUCACGGGGGACACUUAGCAUUUAUCCGAGCAAGACGUCUGGAAUGAAUGGCGAAUAGCAAUAUAAUGUGAGGCACCAUCCUGCUGAGAGCCAAGAACGUCCUGGAGUGGGACAUCGGCUACAAUCACCUGCCAGGAUGACUGACACUCGUCGACGAGUUAAAGUCUACACCCUCAAUGAGGACAGACAGUGGGACGACCGUGGGACUGGCCAUGUCUCUUCAGGCUAUGUGGAACGGUUGAAAGGCACUUCUUUACUGGUGCGAGCUGAGAGCGAUGGUUCACUACUGUUGGAGUCAAAAAUCAACCCAAACACAGCCUACCAGAAACAACAGGAUACAUUGAUUGUAUGGUCAGAAGGUGAAAACUACGAUUUAGCACUCAGUUUCCAGGAAAAGGCUGGAUGUGAUGAAAUUUGGGAGAAAAUAUGCCAAGUGCAGGGAAAGGAUCCAUCAGUGGACAUUACUCAAGAUGUGGUGGACGAGUCUGAAGAGGAGCGCUUUGACGACAUGUCGUCACCGGGACUGGAGCUGCCACCCUGUGAACUAAAUCGCUUGGAGGACCUCGCCGAGCUGGUGGCCUCCUCCCUCCCGUCGCCGCUACGGCGCGAGAAACUUGCACUGGCCGUGGAGAAUGAAGGGUAUAUCCGCAAGCUUCUGGAACUCUUUCGUAUAUGUGAGGAUUUGGACAACAGAGAGGGACUGCACCACCUGUAUGAAAUAAUUAAAGGCAUCUUCCUGCUGAACCGCACUGCCCUCUUCGAGGUCAUGUUCUCCGACGAGUGCAUCAUGGACGUUAUCGGCUGUUUAGAGUUUGACCCGUCACUGCUGCAGCCACGGCGGCAUCGGGAGUUCCUGACUAAGACGGCCCGUUUUAAGGAGGUGAUUCCCAUUUCGGAUCCUGAACUGCGUCAGAAAAUACACCAGACAUAUCGAGUGCAGUAUAUUCAGGAUAUGGUGCUGCCUACUCCCUCUGUUUUUGAGGAAAACAUGCUGUCCACCCUGCACUCCUUCAUCUUCUUCAAUAAGGUGGAGAUUGUGGGCAUGCUUCAGGACGAUGAAAAAUUCCUGACGGACCUCUUUGCACAGCUAACAGACGAGUCCACAGACGACGACAAAAGACACGAACUGGUGAGCUUCCUAAAGGAGUUCUGCGCAUUCUCACAAACGUUACAACCUCAAAACAGAGACGCCUUCUUCAAGACAUUGUCAAACAUGGGCAUUUUACCUGCACUGGAGGUCAUCCUGGGCAUGGAUGAUGUUCAAGUUCGCGGGGCAGCCACAGAUAUCUUCUCUUAUCUGGUGGAGUAUAACCCCUCCAUGGUACGAGAGUUUGUCAUGCAGGAAUCUCAGCAAAACGAUGAUGACAUUCUAUUAAUCAACUUGAUCAUAGAGCACAUGAUCUGUGACACAGACCCAGAACUCGGGGGUGCAGUUCAGCUUAUGGGGUUGCUACGGACUCUGCUGGAUCCAGAGAACAUGCUGGCAACCGCUAAUAAAACUGAAAAGACAGAGUUCUUGAGUUUUUUCUACAAACAUUGUAUGCAUGUCCUUUCCGCUCCACUACUAGCCAACACCACAGAAGAAAAACCUAGUAAAGAUGAUUUUCAAACGUCGCAGUUAUUGGCGUUGAUUUUGGAGCUGUUAACUUUUUGUGUUGAGCACCACACGUAUCACAUAAAGAACUACAUCAUCAACAAAGAUAUUCUCAGGAGGGUACUAGUGCUCACCGCCUCCCAGCAUGCCUUCCUGGCACUUUGUGCCCUACGCUUCAUGCGAAGGAUCAUUGGUCUGAAGGACGAAUUCUACAAUCGUUACAUCAUGAGAAACUUUCUCUUUGAGCCGGUCGUCAAAGCGUUCCUGAAAAACGGCUCGCGCUACAACCUGAUGAACUCCGCCAUCAUUGAGAUGUUUGAAUACGUCCGCGUGGAGGAUGUGAAAUCUCUCACAGCUCAUAUAGUUGAAAACUACUGGAAGGCUUUAGAAGAUGUGGACUACGUCCAGACCUUCAAAGGCCUCAAGCUGCGGUAUGAGCAGCAGCGAGAGCGGCAGGACAACCCCAAGCUGGACAGCAUGCGUUCUAUCCUACGGAACCACCGCUUUCGGCGCGAUGCGCGAACACUAGAAGACGAAGAGGAGAUGUGGUUCAACACAGACGAGGACGACCUCGAAGACGGCGAGGCGGUGGUUCCACCGUCUGACAAGAUGAAGAGCGAGGAAGACCUCAUGGAACCAAUAAGCAAGUUCAUGGAGAGAAAGAAAUUGAAAGACUCAGACGAAAAGGAAGUUUUGGGAAAAUCAACUUUGACAGGAAGACAGAGUCCAAGCUUCAAGCUUUCCUUCUCUGGAUCCACUAAAACCAGUAUAUCCAGCCCUCCUUCGUCUGCCUCCUUGAACCCUGGAUCUCCAGGAUCACCAGGAUCUCCAGGUUCAGGCUCGCGGGGUUCACCCCCCACCACCACUGUAACCACAAAGCAAGGUUUAGUCGGGCUGGUGGACUAUCCUGUCGACGAUGAGGAGGAGGAGGAAGAGGAGGAGGAGGAGGACGGGGAGAGUAAGGAGGACACGGUGCCACCCACGAAGAAGUCCAAACUGAGCUCGUAAAGGUUCAGCGGUCCAGUUUGUGCACAGCUCAGACGGAAUAUUCACAGGAAUGAUCAAACUCGUAAACAGACUGAAUGAAUACACGUCGCCCGUCGUGGUCGGCGGGCGACCCCGACGAGGAGAGGACUGGUAACGGAUACGAAGCCUCCUCAGACUUCAUACAAGUGCCAAUCGGAAGAGCAGGAGUGGGAACGCCGUCUGGGAGGUGGAGCGAACCGAUCGACCGCUUAGAGGGACGAUCUCCCGGAAUAUUUCAAAACAACUGGAGGAAAAGACGCUAAUAACACACGUGUACACACUUGUACAAAACCCAUAGAGCCGACGCGCUCGGACCAUGAUCCACUGCCCCCUCCCCCCGCCCCUCCACUCAGGGAAGGACAUCACUUCGGCCCGAACGGGUCGGCCAAUUCAGACCCAGAACCACCAUGAUCUCCACCUCCAAAUCCACUUUCUCUCUGUUCCUUUCUUUUAUCCGUGCGCUUGUCCCCCCCUCUAUAUCUGUUGCUUUACUUUAAGUUAGUAUAUAGGACCAGACGGAGGCGGUCGUCCUCGUUUUAACGUGU
Messenger RNA from Oryzias melastigma (Indian medaka), 3242 nucleotides. It is a transcript of the gene ppp4r3a, whose product is annotated as SMEK homolog 1, suppressor of mek1 (Dictyostelium). Gene Ontology annotation, molecular function: protein phosphatase activator activity. Gene Ontology annotation, biological process: DNA damage response; protein dephosphorylation. NCBI's taxonomy places the organism in Eukaryota, Metazoa, Chordata, Actinopteri, Beloniformes, Adrianichthyidae. The coding region runs from base 214 to 2679 and encodes 821 amino acids. The transcript has 16 exons. The record is from RefSeq and is a predicted model, not a curated record. Gene Ontology annotation, cellular component: protein phosphatase 4 complex; nucleoplasm.